Messenger RNA from Oldenlandia corymbosa var. corymbosa, 483 nucleotides. NCBI's taxonomy places the organism in Eukaryota, Viridiplantae, Streptophyta, Magnoliopsida, Gentianales, Rubiaceae. The record is from the annotation of a GenBank genome assembly.
AUGCAAGUGUCUGCUAAUAAUAGAAGUUAUAAUGCUGGUGGAAAGAUGGCAGUGCAAGGGGUUGCCAAGGCUGGAAAUGGAAUGUUUAAGAGGUUGUCACCUCAAGAGAAGCAAUACAGGAAGGUUGAUAACCUCUGCUGGAAAUGUAAUGAAUUAUGGGGGCUUGGCCUUGUUUGUAAGCUGGAACAUUUGAACUUAAUCAUAGUUGAUGAUGAUGUUGAUCUGGAAAAUGUUAAGUGGUUAAGUGGUGAGUUGGAAAUGGCUAGAAAGUCUGUUGAUGUGUGCAAUAUAAAGAGUUGGAUGAAAUGUUGGUCUGUUGAUGAUGAGGAAGAAGAAGUGAACUCUAGGAAGUUGAUAGUGAUCAAAGGCUACAUUAAUGGAGAAAUGGACAAGAUUCUGAUUGAUACUGGUACUGUGAGAAGUUUUAUUGAUGAUAAACUAUCACAAAGAUUAGGAUUGAGGAGAAAGAUUGUUAAAUCUUAG